GCAGAUGUGUUUUAGCACUGGGAUGGUUUACCUCUUUUUGGUGGUUAUUAAUGGGUGCUUUUUAUUACGCAGAUCUGGCAACCCUGCACAGUUACAUGGCGGCCCCCACCCGACACAGUCAAACAGACGCUGAUCGCCUAGAACAGCACACAGUUAAGUCGUAACAGAACAUCAGAAAGACCAAUCUUCUGACUUACAAUCAAGCCUUUCAUGUCAGAGAAAUUGGUCUGAUUUACACGUGUGCAGGAGGACGAGAAGUGGACCAUGUUUGUAUUCGUUCCAGGGAUGUGCUGACAGAUUCUGCUGAUCUCCUGGCGUCCCUGAAUUUCGGAAACAUUUAACGUGCACACAAUCCACAGCCAUGCAGACUGAUCCCGUGCUGCUUGAAUCCGCGGUUGUCUUUGCUAUAGUGCUUUCCGUUCACGGGGCCGUGUGGAAUCAGCUGUCCUGGUGUUGCAUCGCAUUGGCCGUCCAGGCUUUCUAUGUUCAGCACAAAUGGGAUCGCCUUAUUCGGGCCGGUGCCGCCGUGUUUCAGUUUCGCCCCGCAGCCAACAGCGGAGUCCUACCGGCCAGCAUGGUGCUGCCACUCUUGGGUAUCGCUCUGAGGGGACGUUGCGUUGCAGUGGGUAACGUCUACUUUGAACGUUUUGCCUUGGUGAUAACAGUCACGGGUAUGAUGUUGGCACUGUUCCUGUCUCUCAUAGCACUGGGUAUCACGCGCCCCGUGCCCACAAACACCUGCGUUAUAGCUGGCAUCGCAAGCAGCGCUAUCCUGUAUACCGUGAAGCAAACGCUGACCGUCUCGGAGGUGAUUGAGGUCUUGGAGGUCUUGUUGAUCUUUGUGUAUCUGAGUUUAAUCCUGUUGUACCUCCUUCCACGCUGUUUCACGCCCGGUGAGGCUCUUCUCAUCCUAGGCGGCAUUAGUUUCAUUAUUAACCAGCUCAUUAAACGCUCUCUGGUGUCUGGUGGGAACGCAAACGCAGACCCACUUCCAUUUUUCCUCCCGGUCGCUGUGUUGGGCUUCGUGCUGUUGGGAAUCUUCUUCACCGUGCUGUUCAUGUUCAUGGAAUCAGAAACGUGGGCGGCCUCUUUGUUUUUCCACAUGAUGACCGCUGUUUUGGGGUUGGGAUUGUUGGUGCCUUGGCUUUCCAUGCUUACGCAGCAUCACCCAGUGACCUGGUUGCUAGAGUUCAUCACCCAGAGCAACACCCGACUCUGGCUUAUUGGAUUUUGGGUGGCGUUGGUGCUUUUGGCUGCUGCGGUGGUAAUGCAUCAAAACAGUCAUCGCUCGGGCAGUAGUAAGAAACACCAGGCGUCUACCACGGUACGGAAAUAUUUCCAUCUCCUUACCGUGUUGACCUUCGCCCCUGGAUUGGCACUGGAUCGCCCCCUGCUCCAUCUGGCCGCCGUCGGGUGUCUCUCCGCAUUCCUGUUCUUGGAGUUCGUCCGAUAUUUCCGUAUUCGACCGCUUGGGUCUCCGCUAAGGCGCCUGCUCACCUUGUUCUUGGAUGAAAGAGACUCUGGACCCCUCAUUCUCACCCACAUCUACCUGCUGUUGGGUGUCGCUCUACCUAUCUGGCUCUUACCUGGGCCUUGCAUCCCCAAAGGAGGAUUAGGGGGUGCCGGUGGUCUGGUACCCUAUGCAGGGGUGUUGGCCGUGGGGGUCGGGGACACCGUUGCGUCCGUCUUUGGUAGCACAGUCGGUGAGAUCCGCUGGCCUGGCACCAAGAAGACUUUUGAGGGCACAGCGAGCUCAGUGUUUGCUCAGAUCAUUGCUGUGGUCAUCUUCCUCAUCGCUGACAGUAGCAUAAACCUGAACGCCAGUUAUUCAUGGGUAGUGGGAUCCAUCACCAUGGUUGCCAUGUUGGAAGCAUACACAUCACAGAUCGACAACCUACUCCUUCCUCUGUACCUCUACAUCCUUCUGCUGUUAUGAAGUCUGAGCUACACUAAAGUAUUUAAACACUCACAUUAUGCCAAUGCACAGAUAUUAAAAGCAUUACAUUAAAUAACACGAUAUGAUGCAGUAUAGCCCUGGUCAAAAAACCUAGUACUGUCCUAACAGGGAAUUAUUUAAGUAUUGACAGCAAAAUGCAAUAAAACAGAUGUUAAUUGAGUGUGGUUUAGACCCAAGUAAACAGAAAUGCUCUGAAAUGUAUUUGUAAACACUAUAAUUUUUGACGUAUUGAACCACUGUCCAAACACAAAAUGGCACAACAGUUCAAAAUUUUGUACAUCCCGGUGUUUGAAAACAUGCAUAAUUGUUCAGCAUGACACACUGCAACUUUAAAUAUUUUUCAUUUUUAUUCUGUAUUUUGGGUUUACAUGUGAAUUUAAUUAUAUUGGUUGUGUAUUAAAAUGAACUUGUUUGUGA
Molecule: messenger RNA, 2374 nt
Organism: Paramisgurnus dabryanus
Lineage: Eukaryota; Metazoa; Chordata; Actinopteri; Cypriniformes; Cobitidae
Gene: dolk
Product: dolichol kinase
Biological process (GO): dolichyl monophosphate biosynthetic process
Cellular component (GO): endoplasmic reticulum membrane
Molecular function (GO): dolichol kinase activity
Source: RefSeq, a predicted model, not a curated record